Messenger RNA from Exophiala viscosa, 1713 nucleotides. RefSeq lists its product as uncharacterized. Gene Ontology annotation, biological process: protein N-linked glycosylation. NCBI's taxonomy places the organism in Eukaryota, Fungi, Ascomycota, Eurotiomycetes, Chaetothyriales, Herpotrichiellaceae. Gene Ontology annotation, molecular function: alpha-(1->6)-fucosyltransferase activity. The transcript has a single exon. The coding region runs from base 1 to 1713 and encodes 570 amino acids. The record is from RefSeq and is a predicted model, not a curated record.
AUGCUCGUCUCCAGCAGAGCAAGUCCUCCUAAGCCACUAAAGAUUAAUACCUCAGAGCCAUACCUUUCGCUCAAAAGCCUGUUACCGAGAACCCCAAUUCCUUCACCCUCAUUACCCUCAAUACUGCCUCGCCAUGGCAAGAAACCGCCAAAGCUCAAUUCAAAACGUAUCGUACGAGCUAUCAUAUGGCUCACCGUUGUCAUCAGCCUUUACUAUAUUGUGGCAUUCGGCAAGAAGAAAACACGCAACCUCGCCGACCUGACCUUUCUGUCAUCACUUGGAAAGACAUACGAGAUUGUCGAGGCAGCUGAACUGCCCAACCAUCCGACGCCACUCGCUCUGACCGACAGCAAGGGCAGGCACCAUUGGACCAUCUGGAUCCCUCCGAAACUCGGCUUCCCUCUUGCAUCGACAGACUACGCCGACAUCUGUUCACAGGUUGAAGAGGUCGCGCGGCACGUUGCUGGUCGUCCUUCGGACGAAAUUCGCGAUGACCACUACUACCAAGAUGACGCCAACUUCAUCGACGUAGAGGAAGCUCAAUCCCGCCACUUUCUGCCCGAACAGGUGGACUCGUCUGCGGACAAGCAUCUGCCCAUCUGCCCAAAGACACUGACGUACGUUCUCGACGCCACGGAUGCAGGACUCGGGUCGGCGUUGCUAGGCAUGUGGGUUUCAUACAGCCUGGCCAAACGCGAACAGCGCACCUUCUUCAUCGACGACAGUCAUUUUCCGUAUGGAAACUAUAGUAAUUUCUUCACUCCCUACCCCAACCCAACUAAAUGCCGGCCCCCACCGUCAAGUCAACGCGUACCCUGCCCCCACCGGGCCAAACACUUGGUGGUAUCGGCCGGCACAACGCCCUGGACAUUCGGCGAUUCGUUCCACGCGCACUUCUCGCAGCGCGAGAUCUUCGACAUGGCGAGAGAAGGGUACGAAGCCCUUUUCAGUCUACGUGGCGAUGACAAAAAUCAUGUCUCGAGUCGCCUGAAAAAAUUGCGCCACGAAAACGACGGUACCAAUGGGCUCGUGGGUAUUCAUAUCCGUCGCGGCGAUCGACAUCCCUUCGAGUACAGUUUCCAGCACGGAUACCUGCCGCCGGAACGGUACAUGGACGUGGCGCUGCGGUUGAUUGGCGCGUCGGAACAGUGGAAGGUUAUACUCGCGUCUGAUGAUGCGAAUAUGUAUGACCACAUUGAGUUGCCUGGGGCGGUGCGCGCGCAGACGAGGAUAAGUCUGGCAAGUAAGAAGCAGUUGGACGGAGCAGGGUUGGGUUGGGAAGGCGGAUUCUUCAAGGAUGUGUUCUGGGGGCUUGGGUUGCCUGUCCACGUGCUGAAUCAGAAGAAAGUUGGGUCGCCGAUGCCGACUAUGGCGAGGCCGCCGUCUGGGCCUGAACAUGACGAUAAAAAUACGGAAAUCGAGCAGAAAAAGGAGAAGGAAAGGGAUAAGGACAAGCAACGGUCUCUGGCCACAGCAGAAGUGAGGGAUUACAAGACACAUCCGACGGACGAGGCGUUGAAACUGCGGGAGUUGCUGGGACGAGCGUACCUGAUGGAUCUGGCUGUGCUGGCGAGGAGUGAUAAAAUCAUCUGUGGGGUGGCAAGUAAUGCGUGUCGUGUCCUGGCGGUCAUGUCGGGAUGGGAAAGAGCCUUUGAAGAGAAAGACUGGGUCAAUGUUGAUGGGAACUAUGGUUGGACGUUUCUUGAUUAUUGA